CUCUUCCUCUCCUGCGUAUCCGCGAAUCGAUCGUCGCGAAACUUUCAAUUUUUCCACGGCAAUCUUUUUCCCCGAUCGCGACAACCGCGAGUUACUCGACACCCGCGCGAUCCGAUUUUACCGGAAACCCUGCGGAAUCGAUGCCGAACGGAUUAAGUCGUAGCACGCAGUCGAGGCUAACCUACAAAAUGUUCCUUUUAAAUUCGAAGUGAGAGUACUUUUAGUUCGUUGACGGUUUCACGCGUGCACCACUUUGGCCGCGAGGGUUUUACAGGCUGAAUAAUUAUUAUGAAUGUUGUAUUACCACGUGUUCAAAAUGUUUUCAGUAUUUUGUAUAAUGCGAAAGAAAUGCAGGUUGUGAGUGAAAAUACGUUUAUACAAGUUCGUUUUUGAAGCAUAUGUUUUUCUGAUAAAUAUGGUAAACGUCGUCGAAUUAAACAUUUUGAAAGAUAACCUCUAUUUUGUGUAUCACAAGUAUCUUACUUGUCAAAUAAAUUCAAACACAGCGACUUGUAACAAUGGAAUUGUCAAAAGAUGUGAUCGAAGGUCUGUCAAAUAUCUCAAAUGUAAACAUUAUUGGCGAAGAUAAUUUCCUACAAAUCUUGGACACUGUUAUUUCUCAUUUGCAGGAAAGUAUUAUAGAAACAAAUUGCAUCGUAAAGGCAGCAGAUUCGAAAGCUAUUUUAACAAAGAAGAUCUUCGCCGACGUAUUAUGUUUGUUCGUAGAAGCAGCUCAACACGACUUAGACGAAGAAAGUUUGAAGAAUUUGCUACAUCAGACGUGUACUAACGAACAGAGAAGAAAGAAACUAUGCGAAGCAUACAUUAAUAACAAAAAAACAAUACAGUCUCGACUGGAAUUGAUAGGCAAUAAUCCGCCACAUAUCAUCGAUGUGGAUUGGCAUCUAGACUAUCGCGUCAAGUUGGACACGUGCAAUUCACUGGGUGUUCCUCUUUAUCAUGUAAGACUUAGUACUAAAGAACAUGAAAGGAUAAAUCAUAUAACAUUCUCAUGUACAAUACAACAGCUGCAAGAACUAGUGUUUAAGCUUAAAGAUGCUAUCAGAUACUCAGAGAAACUAACUAAUGUGUAACUCUAUAAUUUUAGUUAUUGGUUUACUUAAUACAGUGUGUACACAUGUAUGAUGUCUUAAGAGUUUGAUAGAAAUAUUUUUUAUAGGUGCAAAUAUCACGUGAUACAAUAUAUGUGUGAAUAAUCGUCAACACACCUUACGACAUUAUACAUGUUCCGUUGAACAUUUACACAAGAAUUAUUAUGGUAAUCGUUUAAUAAUAAAUUCAAUUUUAUGCAUAUAAGUGUAAUGGUAAAAUCUUAUACAAAUAACAGACUGUGUAAAGUAUAAUCAACUAUAUUUUCAUAAUUAAAACAUUCCCUACUUCACGUAGUAUUAUUACUG
This is a messenger RNA of Nomia melanderi (Alkali bee), 1418 nucleotides long. RefSeq names its product COMM domain-containing protein 3. Gene Ontology annotation, biological process: sodium ion transport. The record is from RefSeq and is a predicted model, not a curated record. NCBI's taxonomy places the organism in Eukaryota, Metazoa, Arthropoda, Insecta, Hymenoptera, Halictidae.